UCGGGCGCCGUUGGAUGUUUUCUUCAAUGCUGAAGCGCGCCGAACUCGCGUUGUGUGGAAAAGCAGAAUAGCUAUAGCUCUCUGGCCGAUCGUUGUUGUUUCCGUCGUUGUGCCCUUCUCCAUUCGUUUGAUUUUCGCCUUUUCGUAAUAUUCGUUUUUCGGUUUCGGCUCUACAAGUCCCGAAAAAUACCCCCUGCUCUGAAGAAAAAGUCGCGUGUUAUCAAAAAUGUUUACAAGAAACCUACACAUGUUUCAUGAAUAAAACAAAAAAAAAAGAAAGAAAAUAUAUUAUUGUAAAAAAUUGAGUUGCAAAAAAAGUGCUGACGAUUUUUAAUAUCACAAGAAAGAACGAAUUUUAAUACGUUCCCAACUCGUCUUCGCAUUGUCGUUGCUUUCUGGACUAAAUAAAAGACAGAAAAAGGAACCAGACAAAAAAAAAAAAAGGCCAGGGAAUUAUGAAAUCUUAAAGAAAUCCCCAAAAAGUCCAACCAACCGCAAAAUAUGUUUAAUACAUUAAAAUAAAGGAAACGUGUUUCAGGCGAGCAAAAAGUUAUACAUAUAUACGAUAUAUACGUACGUUGAACAAGAUUUACAUUUAAAAUACCCGAAAUACAUAAACGCACACAGGCAAAAAGGGGCAAAACGUUCACAAAAAGGUGAUAAUGAUUAUUUCCAAGGAUCUUUUCAUAUUUGGCGAACAAAUUUUUGCAACAAUCAUACCAGAAGGUGGAGCCGCAGCGCUAGCAACGCAACAGCAACAACAGCCGGCAAUUAUAAAUACAACAGCAACAUCAGCAGCAGCAGCAGCGGCAGCAACAACGACGACGACUUCGUUGGUAAUAAACUCGACGGGAUCGUCAACAGCAGGAGCAGCUGAACAAGUUGUAGAGGAGUCAUUAAAAGUCGCAGCAACAACAGCAGCAACACAAGCAACACCAGCCAAACAGGAAACAGUUGCAGUUGCUGCUGCCGCUGCCGGUGUUGUUGCUCCUCGCAAGUUGGCUAAAAUUCCGAAAAUUCCAAAGGAAGCCGAGGAAUUGAAAGCCAAGAAAAAGGCAAAGUGCGAAGCGACUCAUUACGAAAAAAUGCCAAUGAAUUUGAUGAUUGUGGAAAGUGUUGAGCCGGUCGAUAUGGGAUCGGACAAUGAGAACGACAACGACAACGAGUCCACCACGGAGCAGGUACCGUUGGUGACUGCUAGCCGACGCAAUCUGGCCAAAAUAGUUGCCGAUUGUCGCCUCCAAAUCGAAUUGGAGCCCGCCCCAGCAGCCCCAGUGACUACUGCAGUACCGCCAAUCUCAGCAACAGCAGCCACAUCGGAUGCGGCAGUUGCCACAGAAAUUGAGGCAACCAGUGAUUCCCCGUCACCGUCGUCGUCGUCUUCGUCAUCUUCCAGCACCAGCUCCAGCUCCAGCUCCACAUCCUCAGAAUGUACGCACACUUCACAGACGACGAUACCAAGUACGGAUAAUCUAACGUCAUCCAAUGGCCUGGCCAAUAUGGGCAAAAGCAUUUUAGUUGAUGCCAAAAGCAGCUCGCCAGCCUCCUUGUCUUACCACUUUGAGCGGAAUUCAGUUGACAGGCAGAAGCAGCAUCACAACAGCAACAUUUGCAACUCCCAUCCAAAUUACCACCCACAGCAGCAGCACACAUUGCAACUGACAUUUCAGAACCUGAACGUUUUGCACAACGAGAGGCAAAUACUUUCCGAUGUGAGUGGAUUUGUCAGUCCCUGCGAGGUCUUGGCCAUUAUGGGACCCUCGGGCAGUGGCAAGACCACUCUGCUGGACUGCCUCAGUGGCCAGCGGCACAUUGACAGCGGCAGCGUUUUCCUCAACCGCGAACCUCUCACCAAGAAGUGGCGCCGAAGGAUCGGCUAUGUGCUGCAGGAAGAAAUCUUCUUUCCUCAAUUGACACUACGCGAAACCGUGGUCUACACGGCGCUCCUGCGGCUGCCGGAGUCUAUGCUGCGAUCGGAGAAGAUGCGCAAGGUGGAUCACAUCCUGGAGGCUCUCGAGCUGGGUUGCUGUCAGCAGACCAAGUUCGGGGACUACCUCAACCGGGGUCUGUCUGGCGGAGAGAAGAAGCGGGCUAACAUAGCCUGCGAGCUGCUCACCAAUCCUUUGCUCAUGCUCUUGGAUGAACCCACUUCUGGUCUGGACAGCCACUCGGCCAUUUCGCUGAUGAAGGUGCUCAAGCGGUACGCCCAGUUGGAGCAGAAAACGAUCGUGAUCAGUGUCCACCAGCCCUCGUCACAGAUGUUCCACAUGUUUGAUAAGCUGCUGCUGCUCCACCAAGGAAGAACCGCCUACUUUGGGGAUGUGCACAAUAUAUACAGACACUUUGAGGACAUCGGGGUGACCAUCAAGCCGCACUAUAAUCCGGCCGACUUUGUGUUGGAGCAACUAAAGUCACAUCCUGACAUCCGUGAGAAGCUCUUUGUUGCCGCCAGGGAAUCGCAUGGAAACUACCUAAACCGCAACUGCAUUACUAGCAGCCGCCAUCACGAUGACAACGAUGCAAAGCGAAAGGAAAUAAAGCAGCCGGAGAGCAUCCUUAUCAACGACAUAAUUAAUAAUUAUUACAACCAACACCACCACUCCAGCCGCCAUCACAAUCACCAUCACAACCACCAUCAUCAGUACGAGAACCUGCAUAACCCAACCAGUGGCUGCCAGGUGGAGGAGGACGAGGAGGCGGCCCAGCACCUGGUGUGGUGUGCCGCCGACUCGCAGUCUAAUUUCAGCUCCUGCGCUUCCAGUGACUGCCACUCUUACAGUGCGGGCAGUGGGGCGGAACAUGGCGGGGACAAUGACGAGUGGCUCUCGUACCCCACCAGCUUUCACACCCAGUUUUGCGUACUUUCCAGCCGCAACUUUAAAGAGGCCAAGCCUCGAAUGCUCUCCAAGCUUAAUUGGUUUCAGACCAUCGGGCUGGCCCUAAUGGCUGGGGCCAUUUGGUUUCAGCUGCCGCGCACCGAGGAGUUCCUGCACGACCUCCAAGGCUGGAUGUUCUUCUCGCAGACCUACUGGAUGCUCUUUGCCCUCUUCGGAGCGCUUAAUUCAUUCCCCUCGGAGCGUGAGGUUGUGAGCAAGGAACGCCGCUCCGGGGCCUACCGUCUGUCUGCCUAUUACCUGGCCAAGAUGUGUGCCGAACUGCCGCUGGUGAUCACCCUGCCCACGGUCUACCUCAUGAUAAGCUACCCCAUGCUGGGCUGCACUAGCUUAAAGCUCUUCUUUCUGAUGCUCAUCUUCCUGCUGAUCAAUACGAUUGUGGCGCAGAGCGUGGGCUUCUUUAUCGGAGCCUGCUGCAUGGACAUGAACGUGAGCAUCACCCUGAGUGCCCUGUACACGCUGGCUACCCAGCUCUUUGGCGGCUACCUGUCGUCUCGCAUUCCUGAGGGCCUCAGCUGGAUCCAGUACACCUCCAUGAUCCACUAUGCCUACCAGAACAUGCAGAUACUGGAGUUUCGGGAGGGUCCGGCUAUAAGGUGUGGAUCGCCCAGCAGCUAUGAGAUUUGCAAACAGCAGUCAACCGAAUUCAUUCCAUAUGAGGAAAUACUCAAUGCUCAAAACUCGACAUCACCGCUCUGGCUGAACACGCUGAUACUGAUGAUGUUCUUCCUGGUAUUUCGCUGCCUAGGAUACGCGGUAUUGCGAUACCUGCGGUGCCCGAAAAAGACGUGAUAUCUCUAUAGCUAAUACGCUAUAUCUAUCUGAGCAGACAUCGAACCAGUGAUACGUAAUUAGUUAAUGCUAACCAAUGCUAAACCGUUACAACUGAACAAACUUGCUAAAUGGCGCCCAUUUUGUGAUUCAAUUUACUUUCAAGCCACACCAUUUAGGUUUACCUACUAUUAUUAUUAUUACAAUUAUCCCUACGCCAACUAUUAUUAUUAUUAUUAUUGUAUUUAGCCGUGUUAUUCGAGGUUCGCGGUAGGGCAGUGCGAUAGAACUGUUUUUGUGUUGCAUUUUGCAAACGUAAAUUCUUGUUUUGUUUUAUGUCUUUUAAUUGUUAGCCGUUUAUGUUAUCAAUCGCUAUGUCGCCGCUAAAACAAGAGAUUGUGAGUAAAGCAAGCAUUAUGUUUUAAUGUACCUUUUAAAGUCCCCCAAAAGAAUAAUGCGAGUACUAUAUAUAAAAGCUGUCAGCCCAAUACCCACAUCACCCGCACACGUCUACAUGUAUACAUAAUUAUAAAUUGUAUGUUUAAAAUGAAACAAUGCUAGUAAUUUUGUAGAAUAUUGCAAAUUUUUUUCGCUUGAGAAAAAACACUGUGAUUUAGUAUGCUAGUUUUUUAAUUAGUUUUAAUGGGACGGCAUUAGUGAAGGAUGCCUAUCCGGAAAAUUGUAAAGAAACACCAGUAAUUGAAUAUGAAAAAAAAACCCAGCAGAAUGUAUAAACUUAUGGCAUAAAUUGUAUUUUGUUUAAAUAUUAUCUAAUUAUAUGUAAUUAAAUUUAUUUAAAUAUACAUACAUACAUGAAAAUGUAAGCUGAAAUACUA
Molecule: messenger RNA, 4501 nt
Organism: Drosophila kikkawai
Lineage: Eukaryota; Metazoa; Arthropoda; Insecta; Diptera; Drosophilidae
Gene: E23
Product: Early gene at 23
Biological process (GO): transmembrane transport
Cellular component (GO): membrane
Molecular function (GO): ATP hydrolysis activity; ATP binding; ABC-type transporter activity
Source: RefSeq, a predicted model, not a curated record